Messenger RNA from Cynara cardunculus var. scolymus (artichoke), 2706 nucleotides. RefSeq names its product peroxisomal fatty acid beta-oxidation multifunctional protein AIM1-like. Gene Ontology annotation, molecular function: NAD+ binding; (3S)-3-hydroxyacyl-CoA dehydrogenase (NAD+) activity. Gene Ontology annotation, cellular component: peroxisome. Gene Ontology annotation, biological process: fatty acid beta-oxidation. The transcript has 18 exons. The record is from RefSeq and is a predicted model, not a curated record. Lineage: Eukaryota; Viridiplantae; Streptophyta; Magnoliopsida; Asterales; Asteraceae. Bases 4 to 2223 code for a protein of 739 amino acids.
AAAAUGGCAGAGCUUGGAGUGAAAAUGGAGGUGGGUUUUGAUGGUGUUGCUGUCAUCACCUUCUCCAAUCCACCAGUUAAUGCCUUUGCCAUCUCAAUUUUUUUCCCGCUUAAACGUGAUGGGUUUUCCUGUUUAGUUAUUGCUUCGUUGAAGGACAAAGUUGGAGAAGCUAUGAGCAGAGAAGAUGUAAAAGCGAUCGUUUUGACUGGCAAGCAUGGGAAGUUUUCCGGUGGAUUUGACAUCAAUGUGUUCGAGAAAGUUCAACAGACUGGAAAGUUAUCUCUUCUACCUGAUUUAUCCAUUGACCUUGUGCUCAACAGAAUUGAAGAUGCAAACAAACCUAUAGUUGCUGCGAUAGAAGGACUUGCACUUGGGGCUGGUUUAGAAGUUGCAAUGGGAUGCCAUGCACGUAUUGCAGCUCCAAAGGCUCAACUUGGCUUGCCCGAAUUGUCUCUUGGAAUUAUCCCUGGCGCUGGAGGUACCCAACGACUUCCUAGGCUAUUGGGGUUGCCAAAGGCAAUUGAAGUGAUGUUGACAUCUAAACCAAUACUCUCUGAAGAAGGGAAAAAGUUAGGUCUCAUUGAUGCUAUUGUGCCUUCUCAAGAGUUGCUGAAAGUCUCUAGGCAAUGGGCAUUAGACAUUGUUGACGGGCGUAAACCUUGGGUUCGCUCCCUUCACAGCAUAGACAAGAUUGGCUCCCUAUCUGAAGCACAGGAGAUAAUUAAGCUUGCUAGACAACAAGCCAAACGGACUGCGCCUAAUUUGCCACAUCACCAGGCAUGCCUUGAUGUAAUUGAGGAAGGCAUUGUGCAAGGAGGAUACCCCGGUGUUUUGAAGGAGGCAAAAGUGUUUAACGAGCUUGUUGUUUCAGACACAUCAAAGGGUCUUGUUCAUGUGUUCUUCGCACAACGUGCAACCUCAAAGGUACCUAAUGUUACUGAUAUAGGGCUCAAGCCGAGGGCUGUCAAGAAAGUUGCUGUCAUCGGUGGAGGUUUAAUGGGUUCCGGAAUAGCUACAUCCCUUAUAGUUAAUAAUAUAUAUGUUGUUCUCAAGGAAGUCAACCCUGAGUAUCUUCUAAAGGGGAUAAAAAUGAUCGAAGCAAAUGUCCGAGGUUUGGUUGCAAGGAAAAAGUUGGCACAGUCCCGAGCUGAUAAAGCCUUGUCGAUGAUUAAAGGGGUAUUGGACUACUCAGAAUUCAAGGAUGUGGAUAUGGUCAUAGAGGCUGUUAUUGAGAAUCUUCAGUUAAAGCAAAAAAUCUUCAGUGAGAUUGAGAAGGCCUGUCCCUCUCAUUGUAUUUUGGCAACCAACACGUCAACCAUUGACCUCAAUUUAGUUGGAGAGAAACUAAAAUGUCAAGAUCGAGUCGUGGGUGCUCAUUUCUUCAGUCCUGCUCAUGUGAUGCCGCUAUUGGAGAUCGUUCGAACCGAAAAGACUUCCGCACAAGUGAUCCUCGGUCUCAUGACAGUUGGGAAAAUCAUAAAGAAAGUUCCUGUUGUUGUGGGAAACUGUACGGGCUUUGCUGUUAAUCGUGCCUUUUUUCCAUACAAACAGAGUGCACACAUCUUGCUUCUUUUAGGUGUGGACUUAUUUAGAAUUGACCGAUUGAUCAGCAACUUUGGGCUCCCAAUGGGGCCAUUCCAGCUUGAAGACUUGAGUGGAUAUGGUGUAGCAGUUGCUGUUGGUAAAGAAUUUGCUACUGCUUUUCCUGAUCGUUCAUUCAACUCUCCUGUAACCGACCUUCUAAUUAGAAGUGGACGAAACGGUAAAAACAAUGGGAAAGGGUAUUACGUCUACGAAAAAGGUAGCAAGCCGAAACCUGACCCGCUGGUGCUACCAAUUAUAGAGGAGUCAAGAAGGCUAGCCAAUCUUAUGCCGCAAGGAAAGCCCAUAUCCAUCACCGACCAAGAAAUAGUAGAGAUGGUACUCUUUCCAGUGGUGAACGAAGCGUGUCGUGUUCUAGAGGAAGGAAUUGUUGUUAGAGCAGCUGACCUUGACAUUGCAUCCGUUCUUGGGAUGAGUUUCCCUAAACAACGUGGUGGCAUCAUCUUCUGGGCUGAUUUGGUUGGGAGUAAACACAUAUAUACAAGUCUCAAGAAUUGGUCUGAAAAAUAUGGCAACUUCUAUAAACCAUCAAGAUUCUUGGAAGAAAGAGCUAUGAAUGGUGUACCAUUGAAUGCACCUGUUUCAACGCCUAAAACUACAAGUUCUAGGGCCCGACUGUAAGUAAUAUAUCAAUCAAGUUGGAAGAAGAUGAGAGUAUAUGCAUCGAUUGAGUAAUACGUGAAGCCGAUUGUCAAAUAAAACUGGUCUUUUUCUCAAGACUUUGGAAGCAAUAUAAAAUUUGCAGUGUUUGUCCUUUGUUUGUCUUUGUAUGGUUAUAUAGAUUAAGGUACCAAUGGAUUACAAGCAGUCAAGGUUUCUUCUCCUUUAGACCGGUCUAGACUGCGACCGGUUAGGUAAAGUCUUUAUCAGGGCUUUGGGUGGUUUGACUCGAACCGGCCCGGUUAACCGGUUUACCUAUUUAUUAGAUUGAUCUGGUUAACCGGUUUGCCUAUCUCUAGAAUUAGCAAUGAGAGGAAUUUCCCAUUUUCUCGAGAGGAAAAUGUAUCAAAAUGGAACGAGUUUUGUUCUUAUAAUAUGUAAUUGUGAAUCAAAAUCAUCGAUUAAUGUAAGUCAACUGACAAUAAAGCUUGGGUCUUUGGGGUU